Messenger RNA from Fusarium sp. VM40, 795 nucleotides. The record is from the annotation of a GenBank genome assembly. Lineage: Eukaryota; Fungi; Ascomycota; Sordariomycetes; Hypocreales; Nectriaceae.
AUGCAAUUAUCAACACUCGUCGCAUCUGUCUUGGCGGUGACUGCUUCAGCAGCACCUACCUAUCCCAAAGUCACAGUCACAGAUACUCGAUCUGCCAUCGACACAUUAGGGUCAUUGUCUGGUUACUUCAACCUUGUUGCAGAUAAGGUCAAGGCUGUUAAGGUGUCUGGCAUGGCUCCGGUGUGUGAUCUCUCGCUCGCUAAGAUGCCUCUUGAUGGUCAACUACUUCCUCCAGCCAAGGGUCUUACUCUAAAGCACGUCGCCAUCGGCCGUGGAACGCAAAACUAUACCUGCGAUACCAAGAACCCUUCAUCGGCCCCUGUUGCUACUGGUGCUGUGGCCACACUCUUCAACGCCAGCUGCGUCGCCGCACUUUACCCCGACCUUCUCGAACGUAUUCCUGGCAUGGCUGUUCACUUCCCUUUGACCGACGCCAAGAAGCUCGGUCCUGCGUCUCUGCCUGUUUCUGGUCACCAUUACUUCACUGCCGAUGGCGUACCCUUCUUCGACCUCCGCACACCAGAGCAAGAUAUUGGUGAGGCUCCUUGCGCCAAGAACAGCAGUGCUCCCGCUCCCUCGCUUUCCGCCAAGGGACAACUUGGUGAGGCCGCUGUGCCGUGGCUCAGGCUCAAGACCAUCGAGGGUGCGACUCACAACAUGAAGGAGGUGUACCGAACUACGACUGCUGGUGGUAGCGCCCCUGCAACUUGCAAGGGCAUGGGAUCUGAAUUUGAGGUUGAAUACUCAACACUAUACUGGUUCUGGGCUGGUGACAUUGAAGAAGACGAGAGCUAA